GGGGUCCUCGGCGCCUGCGCCGCUCAUAUAAAGGCCGACGCCGCGCCGCGCCGUGAUAGUGGCCUUGUUCUCCGCUUUUCUCUUCUCGUGUUUGCUGACGCCGCCCCACUCUCGUCAGCCUCCGGCCUGCUGUCUCUUUGAGACCAAGCACCAUGCCUUCAAUUAAGUUGCAAAGUUCUGAUGGAGAGAUAUUUGAAGUUGAUGUUGAAAUUGCCAAACAAUCUGUGACUAUCAAGACUAUGUUGGAAGAUUUGGGAAUGGAUGAUGAAGGUGAUGAUGACCCAGUUCCUCUACCAAAUGUUAAUGCAGCGAUAUUAAAAAAGGUCAUUCAGUGGUGCACCCACCACAAGGAUGACCCUCCUCCUCCUGAGGAUGAUGAGAACAAAGAAAAGCGAACAGAUGAUAUCCCGGUUUGGGACCAAGAAUUUCUGAAAGUCGACCAAGGAACACUUUUUGAGCUUAUACUGGCUGCAAACUACUUAGACAUCAAAGGUUUGCUUGAUGUUACAUGCAAGACUGUUGCCAAUAUGAUCAAGGGGAAAACUCCUGAGGAGAUUCGCAAGACUUUCAAUAUCAAAAAUGAUUUUACUGAAGAAGAAGAAGCCCAGGUACGCAAAGAGAACCAGUGGUGUGAAGAGAAGUGAAAUGUUGUGCCUGACACUGUAACACUGUAAGGAUUAUUCCAAAUACUAGUUGCACUGCUCUGUUUAUAAUUGUUAAUAUUAGGCAAACAGUAGACAAAUGCAGCAGCAAAUCAAUUGUAUUAGCAGAAUAUUGUCCUCAUUGCAUGUGUUGUUUGGGUACAGAUUCCAAACCUAUGGCUGAGUUUCUUCCAGUAUGAUCAAAAGUUUCUUUUUUCUUUGCUCUAAAUAAAAUCGAACUGUGGGUUCUCUAUAGAAAGUGGCAUUUUGGGCUUUCCCUCUUUUUGUAAAGCGAUUUCUGUCUAGUUUAUUGUCUAGUUAACUUUAGUGACCUUUUAAAAGUUGGCAUUGUAAAUAAAACAACUUGCAAAAGUUUUCUGAAAUAGAAUUAACAUUUUUAUUCAUGAGUUGGAAGCUAGAAAAAGGCUCUUUGAGGUAAAUGUCUAAGUGGUGGUUAUUAGGGUGUCCUCCAGCUUCCUGGAAUUAAGCAAUACCUCUGGUAUUGGUAAAGCCCGUAUGUAAUGGGACUCCCGUAAUUGGAUCUGAGGACUUGUUUUUGCAUUUUUAAUCCUCUCAGCUUUGAAUAUGUUGGCUAGGCACUCAGUUACUACUCAGUUUGUGGUUUUAGAGGACAUGUAACUAGACAGUUUGUUAGCUUUUCAGUUAAAAAAGACAACCCUUGUGGUAAUCAGUGAUCCCAUGUGGGGAAAACUACACUACUUGCAUGUAAAGAAAAUUUAACCUUUAACAUUAAAAUGUGUGGCAAAACCCAGAAAGCAUCCAUCUUGAAUGCAAGAUCCUUUCAAUAAAAAGUAAGUUACAUAGUAGGGAGUACAGUUUGCUUUUGUGUACUUAAAUGUGUCUCUUCACUUAAAUGAGUUAAAUUUAUGUACCAUUCUUUAGCUGCAAGACUUGUAGACAGUUCCUGUCCUAGCUCACUGGAGGCCGCUGACAACAAUAGAGUUCUGAUAGACUUCUCUCUUCUAAUUGUUAUUGAAAAGGUUCACUGAAGUCAGUGUUUCAGUUCUUAACUGGUGAACUCAGGCACACAGCUGCACUGCCAUUGUUUCCAGCCUCUCCCCUACAGUAGAGUGAAGUUUUCUUGAAGGCUUGAGAUGGUUCACGAGCUUUUUAUUUUUGUUCUUUCCUCCUGUGCUUUUUUUUUUUCCUUUUCCCAGUUAGUGUUAUCUGUAUUCACAGGUAGCUGUAUUGUGUCCUCUUCAUGUUUACUGUGAGCUGUUAUGGCUCAGAUAAUUACUUGACAAUAGCUUGUCUUUACUUCACCUCUUAUUUGCCCCAAAUCUACAUUAUUUAAUAAAGUCCCAGAAACCGUU
Molecule: messenger RNA, 1975 nt
Organism: Pteropus alecto (black flying fox)
Lineage: Eukaryota; Metazoa; Chordata; Mammalia; Chiroptera; Pteropodidae
Gene: SKP1
Product: S-phase kinase associated protein 1
Exons: 6
Coding region: 153-644 (163 amino acids)
Biological process (GO): SCF-dependent proteasomal ubiquitin-dependent protein catabolic process
Cellular component (GO): nucleus; cytoplasm
Molecular function (GO): cullin family protein binding
Source: RefSeq, a predicted model, not a curated record